Molecule: messenger RNA, 780 nt
Organism: Saccostrea cuccullata (small rock oyster)
Lineage: Eukaryota; Metazoa; Mollusca; Bivalvia; Ostreida; Ostreidae
Exons: 3
Coding region: 1-780 (259 amino acids)
Source: RefSeq, a predicted model, not a curated record
AUGCUUACUUCUCCUAGACACCUAAUCCCACCUCUAGAGUUACCAGAGAUCCAUGUCAUAGGACUGACGGUCAGUAGGGGAUGCUUACUUCUCCUAAGGCUCCUAAUCCCACCUCUAGAGUUACCAGAGAUCCAUGUCAUAGGACUGACGGUCAGUAGGGGAUGCUUACUUCUCCUAAGGCACCUAAUCCCACCUCUAGAGUUACCAGAGAUCUAUGUCAUAGGACUGACGGUCAGUAGGGGAUGCUUACUUCUCCUAAGGCACCUAAUCCCACCUCUAGAGUUACUAGAGAUCCAUGUCAUAGGACUGACGGUCAGUAGGGGAUGCUUACUCCUCCUAAGGCACCUAAUCCCACCUCUAGAGUUACCAGAGAUCGAUGUCAUAGGACUGACGGUCAAGUUACCAGAGAUCCAUGUCAUCGGACUGACGGUCAGUAGGGGAUGCUUACUUCUCCUAAGGCUCCUAAUCCCACCUCUAGAGUUACCAGAGAUCCAUGUCAUAGGACUGACGGGGAUGCUUACUCCUCCUAGACACCUAAUCCCACCUCUAGAGUUAACAGAGAUCCGUGUCAUAGGACUGACGGUCAGUAGGGGAUGCUUACUUCUCCUAAGGCUCCUAAUCCCACCUCUAGAUUUACCAGAGAUCUAUGUCAUCGGACUGACGGUCAGUAGGGGAUGCUUACUUCUCCUAAGGCUCCUAAUCCCACCUCUAGAUUUACCAGAGAUCUAUGUCAUAGGACUGACGGUCAGUAGGGGAUGCUUACUUCUCCUAGACACCUAA